Molecule: messenger RNA, 408 nt
Organism: Entrophospora sp. SA101
Lineage: Eukaryota; Fungi; Glomeromycota; Glomeromycetes; Entrophosporales; Entrophosporaceae
Source: the annotation of a GenBank genome assembly
AUGGCACCAAUACAUACCUUAAAUAGUGGAUCUACUGUUGCCGAAAACUUUCAAGGGUGUGGAUAUAAAUUAGAUAGCACUAGAGAACGUGAGCUUGAAUCUGAACGUAAUGAGUUACUCAUUAAAACCGAAUUUUUUGCUAAUAAAUGUUCUGAUUUUAGAAAUGCCAAAGUGCUUGCAGAAACACGAUCAGAUGAACUUGCAAAAGAGUUGAAAUCAAAAAAUGAAAAAAUUUUACAUCAUAGGAUAGGUAACUAUAACCAUUUUUGUGUUAUGCGAUUUUGGCAUUGGAGCAGAAUAUUUAAUCAAGAAUAUACAAAGGUAAGCAAAAAAGUGAUAUAUGAAAAUUUUCAAAAAGUGGUAUACAAAGGUUACAAAAAAAAUGAGCUUUUACGUAUCAUUAAGUAG